Messenger RNA from Linnemannia hyalina, 885 nucleotides. Lineage: Eukaryota; Fungi; Mortierellomycota; Mortierellomycetes; Mortierellales; Mortierellaceae. The record is from the annotation of a GenBank genome assembly.
AUGAACAACCCAUACGACAGUCCCCCUGCCUCACCCCGGUACACAACCCUCGGCCUAAACUCUCCAACCCUCUCCUCCGCACAGCAGAUCCACCUCCAACCUCCUUCUACUCCCUUCGGAGAGAUCAAGCUGAUCGGCGCUGGACCCGGUGACCCCGACCUGUUGACCAUGGCCGCCUACAAGGCCAUCACCAACUGGGCUGAUAUCGUUCUCGCCGACAAGUUGGUCUCCAAGGAGAUCUUGGCUCUGGUGAAAUGCCAGCUUUUUGUUGCGAAUAAGGAUAAGGGCUGCCAGGCUUCGGGUCAACAAGAGUUGUUUGAAAGGGCGACGCAGGCGUUGAAGCAGGGCAAGAAGGUUGUUCGUCUGAAGCAAGGAGAUCCAUUCAUUUUCGGACGUGGAGGAGAAGAGUUCCUAUUCUUCCGCCGUCUCGGUUACGAAGCAACCAUCGUCCCUGGUCUCUCCUCUAGCAUCGCAGGACCCCUCCUGGCCCAGAUCCCACUCACCCACCGCGGAAUCGCGUCUCAGUUUCUCGUCUGCACAGGAACAGGAAAACUCGAUACCAUCCCCGACAUGCCGGCCUAUGUUGCCUACCGGACUACCGUCUUUCUGAUGGCACUCCAUCGACUCGAGGAUCUGGUUCAGGACUUGAUCAGGGCCGGGUAUCCACUCGACUUGCCCGUCGCGAUUGUCGAACGAGCCAGUGCAAAGGAUCAACGCUGCAUCCGGGCCACAGUCGAGACCGUGGUUAAGACACUCAAGGAGGCCAAAUACAGACCUCCUGGAAUCCUGAUCGUCGGUUGGGCUUGCGAUGCCCUGGCCCAGAACCCCGAGCAACUGGGAGGAUUGACGGAAGGCUCUUCGGCAAUCACGGACUCUCAGGAAUAA